GAUUCUCAACCACUGCGCCACCAGGGAAGCCCCUAACCAGUCUUUUUUUGUUGGCCAUUUGAGGUUGCUUACAAUUUUCCCCUUAACUGAUUUUGCAAUCUGAGGGAAUGAAAUGGAUGCAUGAAAAUGAGUGAAAUCUGGGAUUCUCAUUUUCCUGCCGCUAUACCAAAUGGGCUUCUCCCUUCUCUACUUGGAAAACUGCUCAUCCUGAGACCCAGCUCAGAUGUCAUCCCUCUGUGAAGCCCCUGUGAUGCCAAUUGCAGAGUUGGUUCCUCCUUCCUCUGUGGUCCCAAGGCACCAAGUCACACGCUGUGUAUAGGACAGACAUUGGAAUAGUCUGUUUCUCUUCUCCCCUCCAGGCUGUGAAUUGGGGGAAGUUGAUGUCUUUCGCAGUCCUGUGUUCUCCAAACCUAGGCCAUGCCUGGCUCACAGUGUUCUAUAAAUGUUCAUGAAAUGAAUGAACAUUCUACUCCGUUGAACACAAUUUUAUCAUUGUGCUGAUUUUUUAGGAGGCAGGUACUUUCUCAGCAUGGCGCCAAUAUGGGCUGGAUGAAUUAAGCUGGUACACUUGAGGAGAACUGGAUGUUUUCCUCUGCUCCAGACCCUGGAUCAGGGAUGCAAAUUCAUAUUUACGUGGAGUCAUUCAAAUAUUUAUUGAAUAAACAAAUACGUGGAUGAAAGGUGUGGUCCUGGACUUGGGAGGUAAGAAAGCCAAUCAGACAUAGCACCUGUUCUUGGUGAGCUCACAACUGGGAAUCAAGGAAUCUACCUUGGAAGGCUUCACUCCCCUCCCCCGCCAUGCAGCCUUUACUUAGACUUAGCCAGACAGCGGCCAGUGUCACUUGGCAACAAUGCCUGGACAUUUUGUUUUGCCAAGAGUUUGUGAUCCAGGAGUCAGACCUUGAGUGGGGAGCAUCUGCUUUAAUUUAUUAAAGGUGUAUUUAUUAAUCUCUGCAUCUGCAAGAUAUAGCACAGGACUUGGCACAUAGCAGGGGUUUUUAAAAGUCUGAGCAAGGAUGAAAUACGGUUAUGAAUAAGGAUAACAAUGUUGAGAAAGAUAGAAAUGACCACCAUUCGCUGAGUACCUCCCCAGCCAGGUCCUUGACUAGGUGCUCCCUACACAUCCUGUUUCUUAUAACAGCCCUGGGGUAAGUCUGUAUCACUCUCCCUUCUUACAAGUGGGUUCCCCCGCGGUGCCCAGGCCCACACCGCAGAGAGAAGUAUCUGCUGGAAGUUGAACCAGGUGUGCCUGGCUCCAAAGCCUGCCUUCUCGACAUAGCGCCCAGGAGCCUCAACAUCAAACGCUGCCCAUCUCUGCCUCCCCAGGUACUGCAGGUAAAGGUCGGUAAUGGGUCUUGCGUAGAAACCGCGUCCUUCCGAGUCGUGCAAGGACCGGUUCCUAGGAGGCUCCGGAGGCCACACCGCAGGCUCCGACCAGCUGCGAACAGGUGACUUGCACUGGGGCGCGCUCCCGCGUUAAGGUGUGUAGCCGUGACCUUCGGGAAGUGUCGGGCUCAGAACCUGGCACCCAGUAGACGCUCGAUAACGACCUUCGGUGUCCUCCGCGGGUGUAAGCGGAGAGUUGGGGGCAGCCCCCCAGGUGGAAGACGCUGCUCGGGACGAGGACCAAAGCCCCAAGCCCAGGGUCGGAAAUCUGGAGCGGCGACUCGACCGAGGCUCACCCACUUGGGCGGGGCCGGGGCGGGGCUUCUACUGUAUCCAGUCAAUCGGCGUCCGGGAGGCGAGCCCGCCCCCCGAGGAGGCGGUGCUUGCACACUCGGCCGCCCCCGGGCUCCUCCCCCGGGGGAAGGGGCGGGGCGUGCCGGCGGCGCUCGGCGCUGACGCUGCGCCGACGCGCCCGACGUCGGGCACGUUGACGCCGGCGACGCGCAGCCGGGCCCGCUCCUCCUGUGCUCUGCCAGUGUCCGGCCGCGGGCCGGCCUUAGUCACUGGGGGCGGCGGGCCCGGGGCCGCGGGCGCGGGGCGGGCGGCGGGCGCGGGCUGCCUUCGUCGGGCCCCGAGCUCGCCUGGAGCGAGCAGCCGCCCGCGAGCCGCCGCGGAGCCUCCUCGCCCGCUCCCGCCGGCGAGCAAGAUGAUGUGCGAGGUGAUGCCGACCAUCAGUGAAGCAGAAGGCCCCCCAGGAGGAAGUGGGAGCCAUGGGUCCAGCUCCCCUUCACAGCCAGAUGCAGAUUCACAUUUUGAACAGUUGAUGGUCUCCAUGCUGGAAGAGAGGGACCGUCUCCUUGACACUCUGAGAGAGACCCAAGAAACGCUGGCAUUAACCCAGGGGAAAUUACACGAGGUUGGUCACGAAAGAGAUUCCUUGCAGAGGCAGCUCAAUACUGCGCUUCCACAGGAGUUUGCAGCACUUACUAAAGAACUAAAUGUAUGCAGGGAACAGCUCCUUGAAAGAGAAGAAGAAAUCGCUGAACUGAAAGCGGAAAGGAACAACACCAGGCUGCUGCUGGAACACCUGGAGUGCCUGGUCUCGCGGCACGAGCGGUCCCUCAGGAUGACGGUGGUGAAGCGGCAGGCGCAGUCCCCAGCAGGCGUGUCCAGCGAGGUGGAAGUGCUCAAAGCGCUCAAGUCCUUAUUCGAGCACCACAAAGCCCUGGAUGAGAAGGUGAGAGAACGGUUACGAGUAGCACUUGAAAGGUGUAGUUUGUUAGAAGAAGAAUUAGGUGCCACACAUAAAGAGCUAAUGAUUCUUAAAGAGCAGAAUAACCAGAAAAAGACACUAACGGACGGGGUGCUUGACAUAAACCACGAGCAGGAGAACACGCCGAGUGCGAACGGAAAGAGAUCUUCUGAUGGUUCUCUAAGCCACGAGGAAGACCUGGCUAAAGUGAUCGAGCUCCAGGAAAUCAUAGACAAGCAGUCAAGAGAGCAGAGCCAGAUGAAGGAGCGCCUGGCCGCCCUGUCUAGUCACGUGACAGAGCUGGAGGAAGAUCUGGACACGGCCAGAAAAGACCUCAUCAAAUCUGAGGAAAUGAACACAAAAUUGCAGCGAGAUGUCCGUGAAGCCAUGGCCCAGAAGGAAGACAUGGAAGAGAGAGUCACUACUCUAGAGAAACGCUACCUCGCAGCACAGCGUGAAGCCACCUCUGUGCACGACCUCAACGAUAAACUGGAAAAUGAAAUUGCAAAUAAGGAGUCUAUGCAUCGACAGACGGAGGAUAAGAACCGCCAGUUGCAAGAACGCCUGGAGCUGGCUGAGCAGAAGCUGCAGCAGACCCUGCGGAGAGCGGAGACGCUCCCCGAGGUGGAGGCGGAGCUGGCCCAGCGGGUGGCCGCGCUCUCCAAGUCUGACCUUUUGUCUUCUGGAAACUCUGCCACUAAGGAAGCUAAACUGUUCGAACUCACUUCCCAGCUUAGGAAGGCCGAAGAGAGACACGGCAACAUCGAGGAGAGGCUGCGCCAGAUGGAGGCACAGUUGGAGGAGAAGCAUCAGGAGCUGCAGCGGGAAGCGGCGUUCCUGGGCCUGGACUGCAGAGCAUCAAACGCAAGGCAGAGAGAAAAGAUGAAUGAAGAACACAAUAAACGUUUAUCAGACACUGUUGACAAGCUUCUUUCAGAAUCUAACGAGAGGCUUCAGCUUCAUCUUAAAGAGAGAAUGGCAGCUCUGGAAGAUAAGAAUUCCCUCCUACGAGAAGUUGAAAAUGCAAAAAAGCAAUUAGAAGAAAUGCAACAUGAUAAGGAUCAGCUCGUACUAACCCUGGAAGCCUUGAGAGCUGAACUGGACCAGACGGGGCUGAGAGGGGCUCCCCUACACCACGGGCGACCCCACUUGGGCAGCGUCCCAGAUUUCAGGUUCCCCGUGGCAGACGGGCCCUCGGACUCCUUCAGCAGCAGUGCGGUGUUGCGACGCCCCCAGAAAGGCCGGCUGGCAGCGCUGCGCGACGAGCCUUCCAAGGUGCAGACGCUGAACGAGCAGGACUGGGAGCGCGCCCAGCAAGCCAGCGUGCUGGCCAGCGUGGCCCAGGCGUUCGAGAGCGACGCGGACGUGUCUGACGGCGAGGGCGACAGGGACACCCUCUUCAGCUCGGCCACCCUGCUGUCGCCCAGCGGGCAGGCUGACGCCCAGACGCUGGCCAUGAUGCUACAGGAGCAGCUGGACGCCAUCAACAAAGAGAUCCGGUUGAUACAAGAAGAAAAGGAGAACACGGAGCAGAGGGCGGAGGAGAUUGAGAGCAGGGUGGGCAGUGGGAGCUUAGACAGCCUUGGUCGUUUUCGAUCAGUGAGCUCCAUCCCCCCGUACCCCGCUUCCUCUCGGGCCAGCUCUUCCCCUCCCAGCAGCGUGCGGCCCGCCCCUCGAAGGGCCCCGCACAGCCCUGCGAGGGAAGUGGACAGACUAGGCGUCAUGACUCUGCCUAGUGAUUUAAGGAAACAUCGUAGAAAGCUGCCAGCUUCGCGAGAAGAGGUACGAGACGACAAGACGACCAUCAAAUGUGAGACCUCGCCCCCCUCCUCCCCGCGGUCCCUUCGGCUGGAGCGGCUGCACACAGCCAGCCACGAGGACAUCAGGGACGCACGCAACUCGACAGGCUCGCAGGACGGCCCCGCGAGCAACCCCAGCAGUAGCAACAGCAGCCAGGACUCGCUGCACAAAGCCCCCAAGAAGAAGGGCAUCAAGUCCUCUAUCGGCCGCUUGUUUGGCAAGAAAGAGAAGGGCCGACCUGGAGCCCUUGGCAAGGAAUCGCUGGGACAAGCUGUUAUUUCAGAGACAGAAAACUCAUCUCAAGAUGCCUUGGGACUCAGCAAAUUGGGAGGACAGGCUGAAAAAAAUCGUAAACUUCAAAAAAAGCAUGAAUUGCUCGAAGAAGCCCGAAGACAAGGCUUACCCUUUGCCCAGUGGGACGGGCCGACUGUUGUCGUCUGGCUGGAGCUCUGGGUCGGGAUGCCGGCCUGGUACGUGGCUGCUUGCCGAGCCAACGUGAAGAGCGGGGCCAUCAUGUCCGCCCUGUCGGACACGGAGAUCCAGCGCGAGAUCGGCAUCAGCAACCCUCUGCACCGGCUGAAGCUGAGGCUGGCGAUUCAGGAGAUCAUGUCCCUGACAAGUCCGUCAGCCCCUCCUACGUCAAGAACGACCACGGGAAAUGUCUGGUUAACACACGAGGAGAUGGAGACGCUCACGGCCGCGCCCCAGACGGAAGAUGAGGAGGGAAGCUGGGCUCAGCAGACACUGGCGUACGGGGACAUGAACCACGAGUGGAUCGGCAACGAGUGGCUGCCCAGCCUGGGCCUCCCGCAGUACCGGAGCUACUUCAUGGAGUGCCUCGUGGACGCGCGGAUGCUGGACCACUUGACCAAGAAAGACCUUCGCGGGCAGCUGAAAAUGGUUGAUAGUUUUCACAGAAACAGUUUCCAGUGUGGAAUUAUGUGCCUGCGAAGGUUAAAUUAUGACCGGAAAGAACUGGAAAGAAAAAGAGAAGAAAGCCAGAAUGAACUAAAAGAUGUGCUUGUUUGGAGCAAUGAUCGAGUGAUUCGCUGGAUCCUCUCCAUUGGUCUCAAGGAAUACGCAAACAAUCUCGUAGAGAGCGGUGUGCACGGUGCCCUUCUGGCCUUAGACGAAACCUUCGACUUCAACGCACUGGCCCUCUUGUUACAGAUCCCUACGCAGAACACACAGGCUCGUGCUGUCUUGGAAAGAGAGUUUAACAACCUUUUGGUCAUGGGGACCGACAGAAGGUUCGAUGAAGAUGAUGAUAAAAGCUUUAGGAGAGCACCUUCUUGGAGAAAAAAAUUUAGACCAAAGGAUGUUCGUGGCUUAGCUGCUGGGUCAGCAGAGACUCUCCCCGCAAACUUCCGGGUCCCAUCCUCUCUGUCCUCGCCCUCUGUGCAGCCAAAGAAGAUGCAGCUGGACGGCAGCGUGGCGGGAGCGCAGAGGCUGGACUCCGCUGCAGUCAGGACUUACUCCUGCUGAGCCUCCGCCGUUUACCCACACUACUUCUACAGAUGAUUAUGCAGCAUUUUGAAUCCAGCGAAGACUACAUUUUGAGCUCAAUGGAAUCUUUAAUCUGUUAAUACUUGUUAUAUGGACCCUAAGAUAUUUUAUUACAGAGUUUUUAAUUAGCGAAAAAUUCAUGAAUACCAUAGAGAAAAUAUUUUAGAAUUUAAUGUUUCUUAUAUUUAUGUAAACUUAUGACUUCAUUUAUAUAGUUACUUACUUUUUCAUGUAUAUCCAGGCUAUAAAUAUCCUUUCAGAUCAGUUCAUGUUCUUAUAUCUGAUUUUAGUCUUUCAAAGGAAUGUACUGUAAUGCUUGUAUGUAUAAAUCCUAUGAACAAAUAUAGGGCUUUUGUAAAUUAUGCAUUUAUUGUAAUUAUUCUUGUUUAAUUUUUUAAUGAUAAACCAUGACAGAGAAAAGGAUUUUACUGCGUUUGUAAAAUCAUCAUGACACAGCGUGCAUUAUCCUUUACAAACUGUAACCUAGCCCUACAACAAUCAUUUUGAAAGAAGCCAACUUACUUUCAAGCAAUUGUUGUUGUGUUUUAAUGACUGACCUUAGCUAUACUUUUUCUAGCAAGAAAUGCUUUACUCUGUAGCGUGAAGAGAUUAAAAAUACGGGGUGUUAAAUAUCAGCUUUUAAUCAAAUUUGGACUGAAAGGAUCAUUAGAACACUAUGAAAAUCUCUUAGGACCGGUGAGCUCUUCCAUAGCCUGGUCUCUGUGGAUCCGGAUACCUCGUCUUGGGUGACCGGCAGAAGCCACGAGCUGGGGGAAGAGCGACUCCGGUGGGGGGGUGGGGCCUGGGCCCCCGCAGCCCGCCGCGCCCGCCCCCUUCCCCUUCCCCGCCCCGCCCCCCCCAAGCCGGGUCAAGGGCGCUGACUCUUAGAGGACCAAUCACGAAGCACUGCACUCACUGAGGAGACACUGGUGCGCGCGGAAGAUAAAGGCACGAGAUCCUGAAAAUAAUGUAGUGCAGCUCUAAUCAAGGCCUUAUUUUUCUGAUGUAAAUCAUCCUUUUACAUUUGUCUGUAAACAUGUUUAAAGAAUGGACCUAGUCGUACAUUUUUAGAUUUUGACGAUAUAGCCAUUUUGGAUUCUAUAAGUAGCAAAUGUAACUUUUACUUUUUAAAUGGCAUAUUAAAAAGCCAGCAAGAGAUGUGUUCAGAUCAUGGUGCAUUAUUUAUUACGCAGCUGAUGUACCGGUAGACAGAGAUGGCGUGUCUUUUUACAUUUGGGCUCUGCCUUUAAUUUACUUGUACAGUUCACUGUUACCGUUCUGUUUUUCUAUUCAUCUUUUGUGAACUUCCUGAUUAUGUAACAAAGUAUGUACAGUCUACUUUUGAACUAUUUUUAUCACAGUAUUAUUUAUUGCUUUCUUUCAAUAAAGUACUGAAGCAAAAUUUUCCACUGCCAAUAAAGAGUACCGAGGGUAA
This is a messenger RNA of Balaenoptera musculus (blue whale), 7379 nucleotides long. It is a transcript of the gene PPFIA1, whose product is annotated as PTPRF interacting protein alpha 1. Gene Ontology annotation, biological process: synapse organization. The record is from RefSeq and is a predicted model, not a curated record. The coding region runs from base 2093 to 5923 and encodes 1276 amino acids. Gene Ontology annotation, molecular function: protein binding. Lineage: Eukaryota; Metazoa; Chordata; Mammalia; Artiodactyla; Balaenopteridae. The transcript is spliced from 33 exons. Gene Ontology annotation, cellular component: presynaptic active zone.